Molecule: messenger RNA, 3199 nt
Organism: Calliphora vicina (urban bluebottle blowfly)
Lineage: Eukaryota; Metazoa; Arthropoda; Insecta; Diptera; Calliphoridae
Gene: Dis3
Product: exosome complex exonuclease RRP44-like protein Dis3
Exons: 9
Coding region: 104-3067 (987 amino acids)
Biological process (GO): rRNA catabolic process
Cellular component (GO): cytoplasmic exosome (RNase complex); nuclear exosome (RNase complex)
Molecular function (GO): RNA binding; endonuclease activity; 3'-5'-RNA exonuclease activity
Source: RefSeq, a predicted model, not a curated record
UUAAUUUUUAAUUUGUUAAUAACAAAAUAUUUAUAGUUAUAUAUUCAAUAUAUGAUUAAACAAUAUAACACAAAUUUAAUAAAACAAAAAGUUUAAAGAAAAAAUGCAGACUAUAAGAGAAUUUACGCGCAAAACAAAAAGAGGCAACAUUUUAAAAAUUGUGCGUGAGCAUUAUUUGCGUAUAGAUUUGGGAUGUGGCUCCGAUUUGUGUAUUAGCUGUCAGCAGGAGGAAGACAGUAUUCAGUUGCGUUCUGAUCGUAUGGUACAUUCUACUUUAUUCAAUUUUCCCCAUUAUUUGGUAUUGGAUACCAAUGUUGUAUUGCAACAAAUUGAUGCCUUAGAAGAAGAUGCUAUAAAAAAUGUUAUAGUAUUAUCAACUGUGUUGAAUGAGGUGAAACAUCGUAGUACCACUGUCUACAAAAGAUUCCAUGAAAUUGUACAACAUAAGCCACGUGGUUUCUUUGUCUUCGUCAAUGAACAUCACAAAGAUACUUACGUGGAACGUCAGCCUGGCGAAACGGCCAAUGAUCGUAACGAUCGCGCCAUUCGUUAUGCCACCUCUUGGUAUGAUUCUCACAUCUUGGAGACUCAAGACAAGAAAUCAUUUAAGAAGAACGCCUCUAAAGCAGAAAAAACUCGUGUGGUUUUAAUAUCUGACGAUGCUGCUAACAGGGAAAAGGCUGAAAAGGAGGGUAUUUUGGUGGCUACAGCAGAGGAUUAUAUUAAAUCAUUGGUAGACUAUCCCAUGUUGAUAGAUAAAUUGGCUCGUAAGAAUUUUGAAAAUGAAAAGGAAUCACUGCCUUUGUUUCCAGUUCAUCUUAGUUCUUCGGAAAUAUUGGAUGGUGUAAGAAAUCAACGUCUGUUACAGGGUGCCUUCCAGGCAUCCAGAGAAAACUUCCUUGAGGGUUCCGUUAAUGUGGAGGGUUAUGAAAAUCCGAUUUUAAUCCAAGGCCGAGAAGCUUUAAAUCGUGCAGUCGAUGGUGAUCUAGUGGCGAUAGAAUUACUGCCCGAAUCCGAGUGGUCGGCUCCCAGUGAAAUUGUUUUAGAAGAAUCUGAAGAAGUUGAUGCUGGCGAUGAACCGGGAACUACACCUGAAGAAAUACUAGCCGCUGCUGCAUUGGAUGCCUCGUCGUCGGCCGAAAAAACACCCACGGCCAAAGUUGUGGGCAUUAUAAGACGCAAACGACGACAAUACUGUGGUAUUUUACAGCCCAGUCAUAUGAUUAAUUCAACCAGGCAUAUAUUUGUGCCAGCCGAUCGUAAGGUGCCACGCAUACGUAUAGAGACAAGGCAAGCGGAAAAAUUGCAAAAUCAAAGAAUCAUCGUGGCCAUAGAUACAUGGCCUAGAUCUUCACGCUAUCCUCAUGGUCACUUUGUUAGAUCGUUGGGUCCAUUGGGAGAUGUAGAAACAGAAAAUGAGGUGAUUUUGCUGGAGCAUGAUGUGCCUCAUAGUAAAUUUUCGGAAGAAGUCUUAAGCUUCCUGCCACAAAUGCCUUGGGAAAUUACCAAAGAGGAUUAUGAAAAACGUGUGGAUCUAAGAGAUUUGUUUAUUUGCUCUGUAGAUCCUCCAGGUUGUACUGACAUAGAUGAUGCUCUGCAUUGUCGUGAUUUGCCCAAUGGCAACUUAGAGGUGGGAGUCCAUAUAGCCGAUGUGAGUCAUUUCAUACGUCCUGGCAAUGCUAUGGAUAACGAGGCUGCGGCACGUGGUACUACGGUUUAUUUGGUGGGAAAACGUAUUGACAUGGUGCCUGAAUUGCUAAGUUCUAAUUUGUGUUCUUUGGUGGGCGGUCAGGAGAGAUUUGCAUUUUCUUGCAUCUGGGAAAUGGAUCAUAAGGCUAACGUUAUAAAUAAACGUUUCCACAAAAGUAUUAUCAAAUCGAAAUCGGCCAUGACUUACGAAAUGGCCCAACUUAUUAUUGAUGAUGACAAGCAAAAUAAUGAAAUUGCAAAAUCUUUGCGUAAUUUGAAUCGUUUAGCCAAGAUUCUCAAAAAGAGACGUAUGGAUAAUGGUGCUCUGGUUUUAGCCUCACCCGAAAUACGUUUCCAAGUGGACAGCGAGACACAUGAACCAUUGGAGGUAGAAGCCAAACAAUUGCGUGACACCAACUCUAUGGUCGAAGAAUUCAUGUUGUUGGCCAACAUAACAGUGGCCGAACACAUCGCAGCCGAAUUCCCCGAGUGUGCCAUGUUGAGAAGACAUCCUAAACCCCCAGUCAGCAAUUUUGAUCCACUCAUUAAGGCGGCCCAAAAUCAAGGUUUCGAAGUUAAAACUGAAACUGGUUUAGAAUUCUCGAAAUCUUUGGACGAAUGUGUUAAAGCCGAUAAUCCUUAUUUCAAUACAAUGAUACGUAUUCUGGCUACCAGAUGCAUGAUGCAGGCUUUAUAUUUUAUAAGCGGCACAUUGCAGAAAGAUCAAUUUAUACAUUAUGGUUUGGCAGCAGAUAUUUAUACUCACUUCACCUCACCCAUUAGAAGAUAUUCAGAUAUUAUUGUUCAUCGCCUUUUGGCCGCUUCUAUUGGAGCUGAUAGUACAUAUGCCCAAUUAUUGGAUAAAAAAGCCAACGAAGAACUUUGUCACAAUUUGAAUUAUCGCCAUAAAAUGGCACAAUAUGCCGGUCGGGCUUCGGUGGGCCUUAAUACGCAUCUAUUUUUCCGUGGCAAAGUUCAACACGAAGAGGGUUAUAUAUUAUUUGUGCGCAAAAAUGCUUUACAGGUACUUAUACCCAAAUUUGGUUUAGAGGGCACUGUAUAUUUAAAUUCUCUAAAAGACGAUGCGAAAAAACUACCUGGAAAUGUUACAUUUACAUUUAAUGAAGAGGACUAUACCCAGCGUUGUGGUGAGGUAGUAUUCCAUGCCUUCGAUCCAGUCACUGUGCGCUUGAGUUUAGAUUCCACAAAUGUUCAGCAUGAAAAGCUGGUCUUCCAAUUGGUCAAACCUUAUAUUAAAGGUUUUAGUGUUGAAAUCGAAGAAACCAGCGAGGCAACAAAAGAAAAUACUGACGUAGAAAUGCCAAUAGCUCCGCCGCAAAAGAAAAGCAAAAAAUCAAAACAAAAUAAAAAUAAAUAAAAACCUCAAAAUAUAUUCUGCAAUGCAUUUUUUUUUUGUAUAAAAAUAGUACUAAGAAAUACUGGACUAAAUAUUGUUGUAAAAAAAAAACAUAAAUAAACAAAAGAUUCGUAUAGAACACGAAUAAUUAAA